GGCCGCGGGCCACACUUUGAACACCCCUGUGCCUCCCCCGCCCCGCCCCUCUCCGUCUCUCCCGUCCGUGUGUGAUGACAGAGUCGGUGUUUACCAUGGCGGCUGUCUGCUAAUUGAAAGAAAUAAAAUGUGUUUAAUGUGUUUUAAAUCCGCGGGAACUGUCCUAGUUUAAUAAAGAGUUAAAGCCUGAACUCACCUCGUCCACGAUGACCAACAGAACUUCUUAUUUCUACGACCCGGACGUGGGAAACUUUCAUUACGGUGCUGGUCAUCCCAUGAAGCCUCACCGUUUGUCUCUGACACACAGUCUGGUGUUGCACUAUGGACUCUACAAGAAGAUGAUGGUGUUUAAACCGUACAAAGCGUCUCAGCACGACAUGUGUCGGUUCCACUCUGAAGACUACAUCGACUUCCUGCAGAAGGUCAGCCCCAACAACAUGCAGGGCUUCACCAAGAGCCUCAACACCUUCAACGUCGGAGACGACUGUCCUGUGUUUCCGGGUCUUUUUGAGUUUUGCUCAAGAUACACUGGAGCCUCUUUACAGGGAGCAACACAGCUCAACCACAAGAUCUGUGACAUCGCCAUCAACUGGGCCGGAGGUUUGCAUCACGCCAAAAAAUUUGAGGCCUCUGGGUUUUGUUACGUCAAUGACAUCGUCAUCAGCAUACUGGAGCUGCUCAAAUACCACCCCAGGGUUCUAUACAUCGACAUAGACAUUCACCAUGGUGACGGCGUACAGGAAGCCUUUUACCUGACCGACCGCGUCAUGACUGUGUCCUUCCACAAAUACGGGAACUACUUUUUCCCAGGAACAGGUGACAUGUAUGAGGUGGGAGCAGAGAGCGGUCGGUACUACUGCCUCAAUGUUCCUCUCAGAGAUGGCAUCGAUGACCAGAGCUACAGGCAGCUGUUCCAGCCCGUUAUUAAACAGGUGGUGGACUUUUACCAGCCGACCUGCAUCGUUCUACAGUGUGGAGCAGAUUCUCUGGGCUGUGACCGACUGGGCUGCUUCAACCUCAGCAUACGAGGACACGGUGAGUGCGUGGAGUUCGUGAAGAGUUUUAAGAUUCCUCUGCUCGUCCUGGGAGGAGGAGGGUACACGGUGAGGAACGUGGCUCGCUGCUGGACCUUUGAGACGUCUCUGCUAUUGGAUGAAUCCAUCAGUGACGAGCUGCCUUAUAGCGAGUAUUUUGAGUACUUUGCUCCAGACUUCACGCUGCACCCUGACGUCAGCACCAGGAUAGAAAACCAGAACUCCAGACAGUACCUGGAGCAGAUCCGUCAGACGGUGUUUGAGAACUUGAAGAUGCUGAACCACGCGCCCAGCGUCCAGAUCCACGACGUACCGUCCGACAUGCUGAGCUACGAACGCACCGACGAGCCCGACCCCGACGAGAGAGGAGGCGAGGAAAACUACACCAGGCCGGAGGCAGCCAAUGAGUUCUACGACGGCGAUCACGACAACGACAAAGAGAGCGACGUAGAAAUUUGACCCACGAGGACGAGAGGAACUUUUUUUUUCGACCACCGUAUCUAAACAUCACGUCCUCACUGCAGAUUCAACAGAAACAGGACUGACGGGACUCAGUUCAGCUUUUUUCUCUGUAGGUUCUCAAUCAGCCACUGAUAUCACAGUUUGACCACCAUCAGGACAGACGUGACGUUAGCACCAGAGCCUUGUAUAUAGUGUCACUGAGCGAGCGCACGUCCACACACAGCAGUAUUUCCAUUUCUGUUUAGUUCUUUUCAGUCGCCACAUGUUGAGGCCAGACUGCUGUAUGUACUCGCUGAACACUGAGACAUGCACAGAGUGUAUCAGCUGUCUUGUUGUGAACGGCAUCACCUAGAGUCAGGGCUGAAAAACAAACUGUACGCACACAUGAACAGUCAAAUAUGUCCAUUUUGAUUAAUUUUUUUUGUUACAUUUUUUUCCACUCGUCUUGUUUGUUAUCUUACUAUUGAAAUGUGUUUGACUUUUGAAAGAGGAGAAUGUCAUCUGCAGUAUUUGAGUCAUUUUUUUAGUUACAGCCUAAACAACCCCUGAGAUGUAAGAGCAGUUAGUUUGGACCCCUGUGUGACAGUCAGUGUACACGUGAAGGCACUUGAUGAAGAAAAAAAAAAACACUUCCCACCACACAGUUUUUGAUUUAAGACUCGUCCAUAUAAGAAGCUGUUCAAGUGCCUGUCAGGAUCCAUUCAUCACACAUUGAUCUUAUUUUUUUUCCACGUGCCUUACAGCUCUGAGAAGUCGAGCGUGGCACCUUCAUAUCGCCUGCCGUAUGAACUCUAUGUUGUUCUGUAAGUGAGGCUGAUCCAAACAGGUUUUCAUUCCUUUCUCCGCUCUUUCCUGUACACACAUGUAUAAAUGUAUCAACUGUGAGUUUGUUCAUAAUGUAGAGGAGGACCACGGUGGUAGUUUUUGUACUGAAGCAGGAAGUUGACUCAGAUGUUAGUGCUGCUCCUACAACAGGCUCAUUACAGGUGUACGUCACGGGGUGUUUGGAGCCACAGAAGGAAAACUGUACCGCCUGACGCCUGCGGUCCUCUUUUAGCCGGAAAACGUGAUUUUUUUGAUAUCGUUGUCUACUUCUGUUUUUAAUAAAAAUAACCAAAUGAAU
Larimichthys crocea (large yellow croaker) is the source of this 2619-nucleotide messenger RNA. RefSeq names its product histone deacetylase 3 (gene hdac3). The transcript has 15 exons. The record is from RefSeq and is a predicted model, not a curated record. Gene Ontology annotation, molecular function: histone deacetylase activity. The coding region runs from base 207 to 1493 and encodes 428 amino acids. Gene Ontology annotation, biological process: epigenetic regulation of gene expression. Lineage: Eukaryota; Metazoa; Chordata; Actinopteri; Sciaenidae.